AUGGCGAUAAAUUCUUCGUCAGAAGCCGGAUGCAUCGAGUGUGUGAGAGGAGGGAACGAUGGCGGCGAUCCGCAGGAGACGAUGGAGAUUCUGAUGGAAAUAUCUGCGCUAUUGAACACCGGCUUGGACAGCACCACUCUACAGAUUUUAGUGGAGCUUGUUGAACAAGGUGUGCAUCCAGAGGCACUGUCACGUGUUGUCCUCGAGAUGCGACGAGAACUCCAGGCAGUACGGGAGAAGGAGGAGAAAUCUGCGAGGAGCGAUCCCAUUCAGGACUGA
Messenger RNA from Neospora caninum, 279 nucleotides. RefSeq names its product UPF0582 protein C13orf37, related. Gene Ontology annotation, cellular component: interphase microtubule organizing center; spindle; centrosome. The record is from RefSeq and is a predicted model, not a curated record. NCBI's taxonomy places the organism in Eukaryota, Apicomplexa, Conoidasida, Eucoccidiorida, Sarcocystidae. The transcript has a single exon. Gene Ontology annotation, biological process: mitotic spindle assembly; gamma-tubulin complex localization; microtubule nucleation by interphase microtubule organizing center. The coding region runs from base 1 to 279 and encodes 92 amino acids.